UAGGCUGGGCCAAUGUAUUGUCAAAGCGACGUAUUUUUGCGUAGCCUACUGCACCUUUAAAUGGGUGGCUGCCGCUCGUCUCCUCGCGCGUCAGCAUCAGCAGGCGGCACGCGUGAUGCCAAUCGAUAAGCCGUAGUGAAACGGGGAAAGUAUCAUCAUAUUCAAGCGGAGCGCUCGCCAUCCACGUAGAUCCCUACUCGCCAUGGAUGUCUAUUCAUCUGCAGUGGCUGCUCUGGCACACAUGACGCGAAACACCGCGCCAAUCCCCUUUCAUCCUUAAUUCGCCUGCCAAGAUAUUGCCAUGGAAAACCAACGGACGGGGGAGACUUCAGAACGUGAAAAUACGAAGAUGGAGAUACAUUUCCUUCUCCUGCUGAACUGAGUUCAGCUCGCCCAAUCAUGGCCGCCAUGGCCGCCAUGGCAUUCUGCAACGAGAGCCUGCCAGAGGGCUGCGACUACAUGCAGCCCGGCGGCGUGGAGGAACCCUCGGAGGCCUUACCCUCGGAGGGCGGGACGCCCCUGAUGUCCGUCACUCUGCGGGUCACCCUGGCGGCCAUCAUGAUCUUCAUGAUCACCAUCGGCUUCCUGGGCAACGCCAUCGUGUGCCUGAUCGUCUACCAGAAGCCCGCCAUGCGGUCGGCCAUCAACCUGCUGCUGGCCACGCUGGCCUUCUCCGACAUCAUGCUGUCACUGCUCUGCAUGCCCUUCACCGCCGUCACUGUGGCCACUGCCGACUGGCGCUUCGGUGGCGCGUUCUGCCGCGCGUCCAUCAUGCUGUACUGGCUCUUUGUCCUUGAGGGCGUGUCCAUCCUGCUCAUCAUCAGCGUGGACCGCUUCCUCAUCAUCGUGCAGCGCCAGGACAAGCUGACCCCGCACCGGGCCAAGCUGCUCAUCGUGGCCUCCUGGGUGCUGAGCCUGUGCGUGGCGCUCCCGUCCGUGGUGGGCUGGCGGGCGGGGGCGGCGGGCAUCGGCGGGGCCUGGGCGCCGCAGUGCGUGCUGGGCUACAGCGAGUCGGUGGCGGACCGCGGCUACACGGUGCUGCUGGCGGUGGCGGUGUUCUUCGUGCCGUUCGGCGUCAUGCUCUACUCCUACCUGUGCAUCCUGAACACGGUGCGGCGCAACGCCCUGCGCAUCCACAACCACACCAGCGAGCACUCCUGCCUGCCCGCGCUCAACCAGGUGGGCAAGCUGGGCCUGACGGGGCUGCAGCGCCCCCCGCAGGUCAACGUUGACAUGAGCUUCAAGACGCGCGCCUUCACCACCAUCCUCAUCCUCUUCAUCGGGUUCUCAGUGUGCUGGCUGCCGCACACGGUGGUGAGCCUGCUGGCCGUGUUCAGCAGACGCUUCUACUACAGCUCGGCCUUCUACCCGGUCAGCGUCGGCGCGCUGUGGCUCAGCUACCUGAAGACGGUGUUCAACCCGGUGAUCUACUGCUGGAGGAUCAGGAAGUUCAGGGAGGCCUGCCUUGAGUUUAUGCCCAAGAGCUGCAAGCUGUGCCCCAGGGUGCCGGGCCGGAGCCGCAGGCGCGUGAGGCCCAGUAACAUAUACGUGUGCAGCGAGACGCAGUCUGCUGUGUAGAGGGAGAUGGAGACGAUUGGAGGACAUUGACUGUGAAGCAAUGGUUUGAAACUGCUACUACUGAGCUCUGUUGAGAGAGGAAUCCCCAUUUGGCUGAAGUCAGGCACAGGCUGUGACUGAAGAAAAAGCAGACUUGAAUAAGAAUAAAAAGAAGGAAAAAAUGAAUAAACCUUCAUGAUAUCCUUGUUAUUGUGGAUAUCCAAUUUGGGUUAACGAUUUGAUAUGGCAUUUUGUGUAGAUUAGGAAAGAAUUGUUUAUAAGAUUACGGCAGAAUACAAAUUUUGGCAGCGCUCAUAAUGACUUAAUGAUGACAGUAACAUUUGCAGGUUACUAAGCAACACACCAACCACAGUCCGUUUGUUUGUUGAUUCAUGAUGUGUCCUUUGAUCUGUCCUCCCCUUUUUUUGACAAACACAUUUUGUACGUAUUCGUAAAUAUUCGAUUGAUUGUUGAAGAAGGUCCAAUCAGAAUACUUUCUGAAUAACUGCCAUUGUAAAGGAAGUAUAUUUUUCUUUCUAUUUAUUAUCAAAUGAGAUAAGUCACAUAAUGAUUAAGUAUUACAGUUUACGCUAGUAUUCAAAUUAAAAUGUAAUGGACUACA
Molecule: messenger RNA, 2179 nt
Organism: Gadus macrocephalus (Pacific cod)
Lineage: Eukaryota; Metazoa; Chordata; Actinopteri; Gadiformes; Gadidae
Gene: gpr45
Product: G protein-coupled receptor 45
Exons: 2
Coding region: 400-1578 (392 amino acids)
Biological process (GO): G protein-coupled receptor signaling pathway
Cellular component (GO): membrane
Molecular function (GO): G protein-coupled receptor activity
Source: RefSeq, a predicted model, not a curated record